AUGUGCAAACGGGCCGGGCUCCCCAAGCUCCCGUCAGGCGCUGUAUUUUUUUUUCCCUUGCUGUCUGGCCGUAGAAGGAAAGCAGUCAAGCUUCCCCAAUCCCCCAAUACCUACACCUCCGCUGCGCAACACUCGUCCGAGGAGCCACGCACUUCUCGCCAACACAACAAAUUCUCGGCCCUCGUCGCCAAUUCUGUACGCGGUUGGCUUCUUCCCGUACACCUGCCACUCUUUUUCUCCUCUAAAAACCAUUCUCUACUCCGGGAUUCUGUUCUGUUUUUCUUCAUUUUCGUCCCCUCUAUCCUCGACCUUUUUUUCUUCGACUGUCCUAUAUACGCACGACACCGCCUGCACUUAGACAUUGACGUACAUACGACCCUCUAUUCUUGA
Messenger RNA from Akanthomyces muscarius, 390 nucleotides. RefSeq lists its product as uncharacterized. Bases 1 to 390 code for a protein of 129 amino acids. The transcript has 3 exons. The record is from RefSeq and is a predicted model, not a curated record. NCBI's taxonomy places the organism in Eukaryota, Fungi, Ascomycota, Sordariomycetes, Hypocreales, Cordycipitaceae.